GACCACUCGACGCCCUCCGCACCCCUGGGGGAAAAAUCGCGGUCCCAAACGACGUCGACCGCUUCGUGAGAACAAACAAAGUUCGCCGCUUCGGCGCAUCGCCUGGUCGACGCCGGGCAAGGCCCACAGACUCCCGGGCGCGCGGGAAGGAACGCCCAGGGGUCCGGGCGACGCCCUGGAGCCCAACGCUCCGCCCUCCCCCUGCCGCGGCGCGCGAUCGGAUCGGCGAGCGUAAGCGUUCGACGCAGGUCCACCAUGAAGAGCAUCCUCCGCCUCGCGGCCGUGGUGCUCCUGAGCAUCAACCCCAUUCACGCCGGGAAGAAGUACUGCGAGAAGAAGGGCUCCACGGAGGCCGACUGCCUCGCUCUCAAAGCCGGCAAAAAGUGCGUCUGGGCCGACGAGGCCUGCGUCAAGGUCCCGGACGCGGAGGAGGCGGAGGACGAGGCCGAGGACGAGGCCGAAGACGAGGCCGAGGAUGAGGCGGAGGACGAGGCCGAGGACGAGGCCGAGGACGAGGGCGAGGACGAGGGCGAGGGCACGGAGGACGAGGCGGAGGACGAGGCCGAGGACGAGGCCGAAGACGAGGCCGAGGAUGAGGCGGAGGACGAGGCCGAGGACGAGGCCGAGGACGAGGGCGAGGGCACGGAGGACGAGGCGGAGGACGAGGCCGAGGACGAGGCCGAAGACGAGGCCGAGGAUGAGGCGGAGGACGAGGCCGAGGACGAGGCCGAGGACGAGAUCCUGGCUCCUCUGGAGGGCGAGGGCACGGAGGGCGCGGAGGACAAGAAGAGCUGUAAGGGCAUGAAGGGCAAGGAGAAGAAGAAGUGCAAAAAGUGUAAGGGCAAGAAAGGCAAGGCCAAGGAGAAGUGCGAGGGCAAGGAUUCCAAGUAGUAGGCAAGGCCAAGGAGAAGUGCAAGGGCAGGAUCCCAAGUAGCCCGCCGCCGACCCGAGACGCGAAUGCGCCUCGAUGAUCCCUCUUCGCACUCGUGAUUCGUGUAAGACAUUCGAUCGACGCGCGCACGGUCGACGCGCGCGCGGUCGAUGCACAGCCUCUAUGGACGACUAAUGAAUCUCGCGCC
This is a messenger RNA of Aureococcus anophagefferens, 1079 nucleotides long. RefSeq names its product expressed protein. Lineage: Eukaryota; Pelagophyceae; Pelagomonadales; Pelagomonadaceae. The coding region runs from base 256 to 891 and encodes 211 amino acids. The record is from RefSeq and is a predicted model, not a curated record. The transcript has a single exon.